Chrysochloris asiatica (Cape golden mole) is the source of this 1652-nucleotide messenger RNA. It is a transcript of the gene TMEM145, whose product is annotated as transmembrane protein 145. The record is from RefSeq and is a predicted model, not a curated record. NCBI's taxonomy places the organism in Eukaryota, Metazoa, Chordata, Mammalia, Afrosoricida, Chrysochloridae. Gene Ontology annotation, biological process: response to pheromone; G protein-coupled receptor signaling pathway. Bases 34 to 1518 code for a protein of 494 amino acids. The transcript has 15 exons.
AGAGAAGCCGGGGCCGGGGCCGGAGCGGAUGGAAUGGAGCCCCCGCGCACACUCGUGCUGCGCCGCCUGCUGCUGCCACCGCUGCUGCUGCUCCUGCUGCCGCUGCCCCUGCGCACCCGGGCCAAAUACGUGCGGGGCAACCUCAGCUCCAAGGAGGACUGGGUGUUCCUGACAAGAUUUUGCUUCCUCUCGGAUUAUGGCCGACUGGACUUUCGGUUCCGCUACCCUGAGGUUAAGUGCUGUCAAAACAUCCUCCUCUAUUUUGAUGAUCCAUCCCAGUGGCCUGCUGUAUACAAGGCAGGGGACAAGGACUGUCUGGCCAAGGAGUCGGUGAUCAGGCCAGAGAACAACCAGGUCAUCAACCUCACCACCCAGUACGCCUGGUCAGGCUGCCAGGUGGUGUCAGAGGAGGGCACCAGAUACCUAAGCUGCUCCAGUGGUCGUAGCUUCCGCUCGGGAGAUGGGUUGCAGCUGGAGUAUGAGAUGAUCCUCACCAAUGGCAAGUCCUUUUGGACUCGGCACUUCUCGGCUGAUGAGUUUGGGAUUCUGGAGACAGAUGUGACUUUCCUCCUCAUCUUCAUCCUUAUCUUCUUCCUUUCCUGUUACUUUGGCUAUUUGCUGAAAGGUCGUCAGUUGCUCCACACAACUUAUAAAAUGUUCAUGGCAGCGGCAGGAGUAGAAGUUCUGAGUCUCCUGUUUUUCUGCAUCUACUGGGGCCAGUAUGCCACUGAUGGCAUUGGCAAUGAAAGUCUGAAGAUCUUGGCCAAGCUGCUCUUCUCCUCCAGCUUCCUCAUCUUCCUUCUGAUGCUCAUCCUUCUGGGGAAGGGAUUCACGGUGACACGGGGCCGCAUCAGCCACUCGGGCUCUGUGAAGCUGUCUGUCUACAUGACUCUGUACACUCUUACUCAUGUGGUACUGCUCAUCUACGAGGCUGAAUUCUUUGACCCGGGCCAGGUAUUGUACACAUAUGAGUCGCCAGCAGGCUAUGGGCUCAUCGGGCUGCAGGUGGCGGCCUACGUGUGGUUCUGCUACGCCGUUCUGGUCUCCCUGCGCCACUUCCCGGAGAAGCAGCCUUUUUACGUGCCCUUCUUUGCUGCAUACACCCUCUGGUUCUUUGCCGUUCCCGUCAUGGCCCUGAUUGCCAACUUUGGGAUCCCCAAGUGGGCCAGAGAGAAGAUCGUCAAUGGCAUCCAGCUAGGAAUCCAUUUGUAUGCCCAUGGCGUGUUCCUGAUCAUGACACGUCCAUCUGCGGCCAACAAAAACUUCCCGUACCACGUGCGUACAUCGCAGAUCGCCUCAGCUGGCGCCCCUGGCCCAGGAGGAAGCCAGUCCGGGGCCAAGGCCUUCCCGCAGCACGUCUAUGGGAACGUGACGUUCAUCAGCGACUCGGUGCCCAACUUCACGGAGCUCUUCUCCAUCCCCCCGCCCGCUUCCUCCCCCCCGCCUCGAGCAGCGCCGGAUUCUGGGCUCCCGCUGUUCCGCGACCUCCGGCCCCCUGCCCCCCUUCGAGACCUCUGACCCCAUCGGACCCAGGACCCUCGCGACGAGACCACCAGGACCCUGCCCGUGACGCUUCAGGAUUCUUCGAUCCCGAGCCACUACUCCCGGAACGGAUGUUGUGAACCUGGUCUCUGCUCUGACAACCCUUCCUC